GAAUUGCUUUAUAUAAUUUAUAUAAAUUUAUCUGCGAAGCUGGAUGAGAAGUUUUUCUGUGCGACUAAACGAGCGAAGUGAAGCGACUUUUUCUAGCUCUAACUAUAUAUGUCUUACGUCGCUUUCAUCGAUGUUCUUUACGUCAACAGGUGUACAUACGGGGGCGAUGCUUAGGUAGUCGCCUACCACGCGAACUGCAUAUUAAGACGUGUUACAUGUACAUGCCGUAUUUUCAGUCAUCGACGUGACAGCAUCGGUAGCGAAUGACCGUCGAGAUUCGCAUUAAAAGACUUUCUGGAAAUCUUGACCCGACCCAAGGAUUUGCGACAAUCUUUAUGCGAACCAAAGAUAUUUGUUUAUACCAGUGCCGACUCAACGCGUAGUUUCGAACGCAAGAUGAAUCAUCGCAAUAAUUAUCGAGAAACGAUGUAACAAGCUGACGAUUCAAGAGUGACGCGAUUCUGUUGCGGUCUGCCAGAUGAUCGAUCGACCGGAUCGAGCGAUGCGUCGCGUAUCCUGUUGAAAUUCAAAAUAUAUCUGAGAAGUGUAAUAUUUCAUCCACUGUUUGGACAUUCCGAUCAUGAAUAAUUUCUUCGAAACCGACCGGCAAAAGACCUCGCGAGAGAUUCAGCAAAGGAGAACCAGAGGAGAACUGAAGAGAGACAUGAUAUUGUGGAGUAAAUAAUGCAGCGAAGAAUCAACCAGAAUGAAAGUUUGAUAACUGAGAUUUUGAAGUAAAAAUUCAUAAAGUUGGAAAAAGAAAGUGUAGAUUUUUAUAAAAUUAGGAUUCUUUGUUGUGUCUACGUAAUAAAAAGUACAUGAUAAUGCUUGACACUUCGCUGGAUCGAUUCUCAUCCGGCGUUUGAUGACAAUAGAAUGAAAAUGGUGCGGGCAACUCACACGACGAAGAUGAGGGAUGCGGUUUCGCAGAAAGGAAGUACUAACGCAGCUACUCCCAAGCCCAAACCAUCCCUACAGAUAUAUCGACCCCCAGGUGGGAGAGCGGAAGGAACCACGGCGAACGUCACUAAUCUCCGUUUAAACGUGCACGCCAAGGAAUUCACUAUGAAGCAGAACGAUUCGCAUCUUUCUAAGUCUCGAAUUAACGCAUCCGAGCGAUCCACGUAUUAUCUACAGCACAGCAAGUCGAGUGGUAAUAUACAUCGAUAUCUCUAUGCUCAACAACAGCAACUGCAGCAUCCUUUGCAGCAGCACCAUCAAUUCUCAUCUCGUCAUUCUCACAAUCAGAAUAGCCAUCACUCGACGACGAAUUCCACAUUACGUCAGUCUCAUCCCUUGGACACGUCCGCGUCCAGCGGAAACAUCUUACAUACUACGAAUAGAGUACACUUCAACGUAGAUCAAAACGAAAUCAGGACAAAUUCCGUAAAACCAGGCAAGCUUACCAAGUCGCACACUUUUGUGUCCACUUAUGGUCUAAAGCGUUCCAAGAGCUUGAAUACGGACGUAUUAGCUGUCAAGGCAUUCAAUAUCGCGGAUGCUUCCGAACUUGGAAAAUUUCCUUCACCUAUUCAAGAUAUACUCUUGCGAGCGAUAGAAGAUCCAAAUCUUCUAAACGCGAGAACAUUGAUGGAACUAGUGCGACAUAUUCUGGAAAGAGCAGUGGCAAAUCGCAAAUAUGCCGAACCGGCAGCUAAAGUUUGCAUCACAAUUAUAGAGAAAGAAACGAAGGAAACCUUUUUGGAAUCCUUGCUAAAUACGUGUCAGCAAUGGUAUCAGGAUCGCGCUAGAUUACUAUACGAUGACAUCAUCUGUCAUCGAUUCUCAGCCUUUAUGACGUUCCUUAACGAGAUGUAUUGCCAGCUAAAACGACGACAGUUACAACUGAAGACCCAACAAGAGGGCGUUCCUCCCGGACGCGUGCUCCUCACACUGCUUUGGAAAUGUUGCCAGGAUUGUCUGCUACCGCCCGUCAUCAACUCGCUCGCCGAGACGAAUUGCCUGUUCGUCAUCCUCACGUGCAUCGGCAAGGACCUGGACGCGGAGCUGCCCGCGCAGCUGCAGCAGCUGCUCGGCAGCGUCCGCGAUGCCUUUUUAGCGGAGGAGACGACGACGCUGCCGCUUGUCAAACGGACGCUUCUACAGCUGAUCGAACUCCACGCCGCGCACUGGCAGCUUCCGGCCCCGGCGGUGGUUUACUACUACCCUUCGAACUCGAACUCCAAGUGACCCGAUACAUAUAUUGCUCUCUCCGUCCACUCAUUGUCAGAUUUAGGGAUGAUUCUUCCACCUUCUUUUAAGAUAAGUUCGAAAAAAAGAGAAUAUCCCAAGUAACAAACUGACGUCACUAAACGUCAAAAUAACGUCAGAUAAUGACGUUUUAGAUAAAUUCGAAAAAAAGAAAGGAAAAUAUCUCAAGCAGCAAACUGGCGUUAUUAAACAUCAAAAUGACGUCAUUACUUAUCUCAAGAAGUUGGAACAACCGGCUCUAAAUGAUGAAAGGAUACGGAUGUACAUAUACAUAUCUUAUGUUUUUUCUACGCUGGAGGGAUCGAAAUGUCUUUUUUUUCACGAAAAUCGCGCUGAGCAAGCGUGUUUUAUUACUUGUCGAUGCGAUAUAAAGAAAUGCACGAACGAAAGCACGAUGUCGAUUUAUAAACGUUAUUUUCUCUUUUUCGAAGAAUCGCGAACGAGAGUUCGCGAUGAUCUCCUUUCUGCGAAACGGAAACUUUUGUUUUUGAGGAUUCUGUAUGCAGAAUGAUAAUACGAAUAAACGAGUUCUUUUGCAUAGAUCGAAGGAUAAA
Molecule: messenger RNA, 2765 nt
Organism: Nylanderia fulva
Lineage: Eukaryota; Metazoa; Arthropoda; Insecta; Hymenoptera; Formicidae
Biological process (GO): regulation of translational initiation
Cellular component (GO): cytosol
Molecular function (GO): translation activator activity; RNA binding; protein binding
Source: RefSeq, a predicted model, not a curated record